CGGAGUCGGAGGUUGUUCCAAAAAGGUUUUAAGAGUGAUUUUAAGUUGUGAUUAAAAACAAACAAGUGAAAUAAAUAAUUGCGUGCAGAUUUAUGAAAUAGAAAAACAUAAUAAACAAAAUAUACCUACCUACGCAGAAGUGAUAAGUUUAAAAAGAAAACGGAAUAACAAUAUCCGUUCAAAGUGUGAACUCUAUUUAGAGGGUGUCUUGAAAUUAUACAGAAACAGAGAUCUUUAUGCUUGGAGACAAUAUUAAGGAAUACACCGGCCAGCAGUGGGACUAAGCUAUAUGAGACAUGGCAACAUUAAUACAAUCCGCAUAUGUGGAGGCUGCUUAUGAAGAUAUGUUCAAAGAAAUUACACGCAAGCUGUAUGGGGAAGAAACCGGAAAUGGAUUGCAUACACUGGGAACACCGGUCGCACAGGUGGCCACAAGUGGACCAACUGCACCAGAAGGCGAGCGUUCUUUUACAAAUUUGGUAAGAUUGCCGAUUGACCGUUCAGUUGUUGCACCAACAAUUGAAUACGAACAUAAUAAUGGUGGCGCCGGAGGUAAUGGAAAUGGCGGAGGAGGUGCUGGCCAAUCAGAUACAUCCGCCGCCACAACUAGUGCUGGCAAUUUUAAAUCUGAAGAUCAACUUAGUACGGCAUUUGGUUUAGCUGCUUUAAUGCAACAAAAUGGUUUUACAUCGGGUGGAACGAUUCUGGGCGCUCAGACAAUACAAAAAACAGUCAAUCCAUCUACAUCGAAUAGUAAUGUUGUUGGAAAUGCAGGUGGUGAAGCCCGAUGGACGGGAGCUAUUCCGGUUACGGUGCCGAGUGGUGCAGAUGAGAUCGUACAAUGGCCAACAAGUGGAAAGUUGGGUAGUUACAAUGGAACUCUCAAAACUGCAAAAUCUGCUAAAGUACGGGAUCCACCGAAUGAGAUUUACACCAGCCCAACCAGUGUUGUAACAAACAACAACAACACAACACCAAAUUCAAAUACACCGAGUGUUGUCCAGCACUCACAACAACACGUGGUCAGCACCCCAACAACAUCAUCGUCCAAUAGUCGCAAAAAGAACGCUGCUGCAGCAGCCGCCGCAGCAGCAGCUAAUCAACAAAACGCCCAAUUACAAAUACCAAAACGUUACGCCUGCACCCACUGUCCGUACUCCACCGAUCGUCGAGACCUCUACACUCGCCAUGAGAACAUUCACAAGGACGAGAAGCCAUUCCAGUGUUACGCUUGUCUGAAACAAUUCAAUCGAGCCGAUCAUGUUAAGAAGCACUUCCUGCGUAUGCAUCGUGAAAUGGUCUAUGACAUCAACAAGACACGUCGCAAUGUCCCCAGUACAGUGUCGACCCAACAACAACAACACCAACAACAAACCCACCAGAUCGAUCAAAAACCAAAUAUAUUCUUACAGCAACAAGUUGGCGGUCAAGCUGGCGUUGUGCAUGCAGAGAAUUUUAUGACAGGACAACGGCAGGAGACCUCAUCCAGCCUUAGUAUAGCCCAGACAAUUGAAUCUGUUGCCACAGCAACACACACCGAAACUAUGCCAGUUAUGAAACAAGAAAAGAACACCGGCGAUGAUAUUACCGGCACUGGGCAAGUUAAAGUGAAACGAGAGAAACGUUUCACUUGCUGCUAUUGCCCAUGGUCUGGAGCUGAUAAAUGGGGAUUGAAACGUCAUUUGAAUACCCACACAAAACCGUUUGUUUGCAUGUUAUGCGAUUAUAAGGCAGCUCGAUCUGAGCGCUUGGCUACGCAUGUGCUCAAGGUACACAAUAAGAAAGCUUGCAACAAGUGUUCGUUCCUAGCUGAUAACCAGGAAGAAUAUCUGGCGCAUAUGAAUGAUGUGCAUGCCCAAUCGACAGCAAAUAGCAGCAACAAUAGCGGAGUUAAUUCAUAUACAACAACUGAUUUGAACGGCUCAAAUAAUGCCAUGAACAACGGCAACGCUGGCCCUCUACAAGAGAUCAUGGUUAAUCCAACGUCUAUGGUCGGUUGGCGUUUGAGCGCUAAUGGUUCACUUAUUCCACCACAUGAUCUUAUUACCGGUGGAUUGGCGGUGAAUGCGAAUCAGAAACGUGGCGCCGAAAGACUAUUUCAAUAUCUCGAGGCGGACGGAAGUGAUCCUGAAGACUAUGCGCGUUUACUUAAAAUGGACGCAAUGAGCCGCAAUACAGCAUCAGUGGCUCAGGAUUUUCAUAAGGCGGGAGGCGUUGACUUGAAAAAUAAACAUCAAUUUUUCAACAACAACACCACAACCUCAAAACAUGCUGCUGCAAGUUUGCUUCAUAAUAAUAAACAUCAAAAUCAAAAUCAAAAUCAUCAUCAACAACAACAACAAAGACAACAACGUAUCAAGCAAACAAAUCAUAAUCUUCGUCAAAAAGGUUUCUCCAGUUGUGGCAGUACAUCUGACGAAACCGAAGAAGAUUAUGAAAAUAUGGAAAAUAUUGAGAAUUUCAACUCAUCAAGCGAUCAGAGAAAGGCGAUGUCCGCAUUUUUGAGUCGAAAUUUUGGUUUACAAGAAAAAAUUCAUCCCAUUCCAUUAAUAAAUAAUAAUGAUAAUAUUAAAAUGGAGAAAGCAGAAAUUAAGAUCAAAGAAGAACCAAUAAUCAAGAAUCAACCAAAACCAACAUCAUCACCACCAUUAACACAACUACCACCAAGAAAAAGACAUAGUGUAGAUUCUAUUAAGCAGCAGCCAAUGAAAUCGCCUCCCGCGCAACCAAUAAAUUUAACAAAUAACAAAAAAAAGAACAACAACAGUACCAACAAUAUCAAUCAAUUAAAAGCAAAUGUGAAACAAAACAAUAACACAACAAACCACAGUCGUAAAUCAUCUGUAACACCAACAACAGCAACUAAAAUACCUGUGAUUAAUAAUAUUAACAACAACAACAAUAAUUCGACCUUAAAAGGACAUCGCCUUGAUCUGAUACGUGACAAAGAAAAUUCCAAUUCAAUUUUCUCAACAAUGGAAUAUCAAAAUCUAUCUAAAUUCGGUACACAGUUCCAGAAUUAUGUCAAAGAUAUAAUAAAUAAGUACUAUGCCGAAACGCCACUACUCUUUCCAAUUGUUCCACAUCAGCAACACUUGCAUCAUAAUGUGCAACAACAACAACAACCAUUAUCGCCACCGCCAGCAAAACGUCAAAAACUGAGCGAAACAGAAGAAUACAUUGAGUAUUUGAAGAACAAAGAAGACAUCACCCUCACAAUAACACCAAAGAUCAACAACAAUAACAAUAGUACCAAAACAGCAAACAUAAACUAUAAUAAUAAUAAUAGUACGAAAAAUCAAUUUAACAACAACAACAGCAAAAUUAUUAACAACCAAACACGCCCAGCAGUCAUUGUCAAACAAUCACGAUCUCCUCCACCACCAAGAAUCAUAGAAGAAGAGCCCAAAGUUCAAGUCAUACCAGUCAUAAAUUACGCCCAUGGUAACCUACAAUCGCUAGUCAAUGGCAACACUUUCUAUCCAUCGUUAAAACCAUCAAAUAAUAUUGUUCACCAACAAUUCUCGGAUGAUGAUAAUUCUGCCCCUAUCGAUAUGUCCUCAAAUUCAGCUAUAUACGAUUCAAGACGCAGCAAUCGCAAGCAAGCUCAACCAAAGAAAAUCAAGACCUCACCGGAAGUUGUGAUGGCCCAGUUGCGUGACAAGUACCUCAAAAAAAUGGUAGACCGAAAAAAGAGCUGCGUUGUUUGUACAAACAACAAUCGCAAAUCAAUGCUAGUAUUCCCUUAUCAUACACCUGCUUCGCUUCGCCUGCACCGCUUGUGGAAGCAUUCAGAACGAUCACAGAAUUGUGGCCAUUGCAAUGCACGAUUCAGCAAAAUGUACAGUUUAAAAGUUCACUGUCGACUUGUGCACCGCAAAUAAUGAUCUCUCUCUCUCUUUAUCUUUUGAGCUCUCUUUCUUAAUUUCAUGACAGUUGACACACAUGUCACAAUAGUUCAAUAAAUUAUCACCACAAAGCUAUAGUGCUAUAUAUAUUUUGUUUAAACAAAUGAUGAAGAUUUUCCAAGUAGGAGAAAGAAAUGCUGUUUAUCAUUUUUUCAAUUUUUUAGUUUUUAUUUUUGUAUUUAUUUAAGUUUUCUACUUUAGUUAUGGAGUACCUGAAAUAUGAUUUAAAAUUUUAUUUUGUUUGUAUAAAAGAAGAGAAAUGCAUUUAUUGCCAUUGAUAAAAAUUGUAAGCUUUAUUUGCCAUUGGCUGUAUAUUUGAUAUAAGAGAAGCUUACGUCCGGGUCGUCGGUGAGCUUUUUUUGAGUAUUUUUCAAAUCUUCAGUGGCAGUUUUCGUUCUGGUGUAAAUUUUGUUGGUCACUUACUUAAAAAAUUUCAAAUCACAGAAAUGUGUCAGUUUUUAAUUUGACAAAGCUUUUAAUUACAUUUUAGUUGCAUCAUCCCAAAUGAUUUGUUAUAAGCUCAGAUUGAGAGUCACAUGAUGAAAAAUGAAAAGUAGCCUUUUUUGAAAAAAAAAAAGAAAUCCAAUGAUCCUUUUGUUUGAAUUUUAUAUCUUGCCCGCUACUAAAAGUAAGCUUUUUGAAUUUUCAAUCGAGUUGAAGAGAAUAGAUAAGUAAAUAUUUGAGAAAACAAAAAACACAAAGUCAAAAUACAAUGCCAUUUUUGUUCAUACCAUUUAAAAAAAGAAAAUUAUAUAUAUAAUCAUUUAUUUUAAUUUUAUUUAAGUAUUUAAAUUUAAACAUUUUGAAAAAGUAAAAAUUAAAAGAACAAGUUAUACAUUGUAUUUGCCAUUAAUUGCUUUAAGUAUUUUUUUUAAUAAUUUGUAGAAUAUAAGUUAUGAAGUUUUCAUUAUAUGAAUAUAUUAUUAUUAUUAUUAUUAUUGUGUUUUAUUAUAUUUCUUUAUUAUUAUAAAUCUAAACUGCUAUUUCAAAGAAUUAAACAAAAUAUAAAAAUUAAAAAAAAAAAGUAUAGUAAACUAAUUUUUAAAUAUACUCGAAUAUAAAAGAAAACAAAAAAAUAAACAAGAUGAAUAAAAAGGAUAUAGUAAUCGACUGAAACAUUAUUAUAAAACACUAUACAUUAAAAACUUAGCGUAAUGUAAUGGAAAGCAUGUGAAAAACAAAAAACAAAAGAAGAAACUUAAAACAAAAAAUCAAGUAAAGAACAGAAAGAAUGUCUUUCUUAAUGUUUAGUUUAAAUUUCCAAAUAAAAUUUAAAAAAUUGGUUUACAAAAA
Messenger RNA from Eupeodes corollae, 5201 nucleotides. RefSeq names its product protein charlatan (gene chn). Gene Ontology annotation, molecular function: DNA-binding transcription activator activity, RNA polymerase II-specific; RNA polymerase II cis-regulatory region sequence-specific DNA binding. Bases 297 to 3884 code for a protein of 1195 amino acids. The transcript is spliced from 6 exons. The record is from RefSeq and is a predicted model, not a curated record. Lineage: Eukaryota; Metazoa; Arthropoda; Insecta; Diptera; Syrphidae. Gene Ontology annotation, cellular component: nucleus. Gene Ontology annotation, biological process: regulation of transcription by RNA polymerase II.